This is a messenger RNA of Episyrphus balteatus (marmalade hoverfly), 8669 nucleotides long. RefSeq names its product very low-density lipoprotein receptor-like. The record is from RefSeq and is a predicted model, not a curated record. Lineage: Eukaryota; Metazoa; Arthropoda; Insecta; Diptera; Syrphidae. Gene Ontology annotation, molecular function: protein binding; calcium ion binding. The transcript is spliced from 16 exons. The coding region runs from base 984 to 4229 and encodes 1081 amino acids.
AAAUAUCACAACUGAGCUACUGCGGUGUAGUCGUCGCCUCAAAUACGAAACGAACGUUGAGGGAGUUGGACGGUUUCUUUAUGCUGUUUGUGCGGAAUUUAUGACAACUACCUUACUAACGGCCACUGUUACAAAAUCUUGAUUGUAAAUAAAUAAAUAAAAUAAUUUUCAAUAUUCUUCAAUCGUCUUUUAACCGCUCAGUGGAAAAUACGAGUAUUGUAAUUUUACAUCUUCCUAUAUAUCUAUCAAUAAAGUUUCGAUUAAUAUCUUGUGGAAUUUCGGCGUUCGUCUUGAAUGAGUGGCGCAAUAUCAUCGGUAUUUUUGUGAUUAAUUGUGAUAUAAUUAGUGGUAUUUGAGCCGCUAAAACUAGAUAUUUAAGAUUACAUAUAGUAAGGUAUUGUGUUCGUAAGCAUUUUUCUCCCUCAUCGUCAUUCGUCAUCGUGUUUUCCGUGUCAGAUAUUUUUCGGGCAAGGAAUUUCGAAGAGAAAUUUCACCAAAAGUGAUCAUAAAAUUACCGUCGAAAGAGAACUUUCGAGAAAUUUAAGAGUGUUUGUGCGGUUUUGGUAAAUCAUUUCAAGUCAACCAAAUAACACAAACAUACCUCGCGCAAACUCUCUCUCUCUCUCGCACCUCUAAUAUUUCUCCCAAAAUAAAAUGUGCAUAGCAUACACUCAACGAUUUUAAGUCAAAGUGGUAAUACAACAAGCACGUGUUCGUAUUCUUAUUGGUCGCAGUGGAUCGGAUGUUUUAUCGUGGAUAUAAUAUCUAGCACUUCUCACCUCGUUCGUCGUAGACGCCACCAUUAACCUGUGUUUGUUUUGAGUGAACUAAAAAAGGGAAUUCCUCAAGUGUCACGAGAAAUUGCAAAAAUAAAAAAAUAGUGUUUGUUUAGCAAUUUUAUUUAUGAAUUUGUGUUUAUAUUUAUUUACAUUGUGUUUGUUUAAAAUAUAAAAUAAAAAAAAAAAAGAAAUAAUCUUUGAAACAUGGCAACCCUAACAUCGGAGCCACCAAAAAUUAGUAAAUUCUUUAGCAGUAGUAUUAAUUACCAAAGUAAAGUGCAGCAGCUAAUAAGCUUUAGUUUUACCUCAUCAAAUUUCCUAUACAUCACUUUUAUUCUGAGCAUUAGUAAGCUAUGUACAGCGGAUACGCCGACAACGGCUACCCCACCAACAACUGCUGGCGCUCCGCCACAGUCUUUAGUUAGUAAUGUUAAUUUGUUGUUAAGUUUUAAUGGUUCGGCCUUGAUGGAGAAACUUACGGCUUUUCGGAAUGCAACAACAACGGAUACACCGCCGACGGCUGGCCACCAUAACCGGCAAAUCUCAGGGUUAGCCAAAACAUCAAUAACAUCACCGAAUAGUGUUGUGCCAUUUAAUAGUAUUGGUAAAGGAUCAGUCGAAGUGAAGUUUUUAAAUGUAUCCGGAAAAGUUGGAACUGCCUUAGGAAUUGCUCAAAAUCUUAUAAACGUUUGUGAGGACAAGCAAUUCCAAUGUGCUGAUGGGGCAUGUAUUCCAAUCCGUUACGUUUGCGAUGGAGAAUCAGAUUGCAGCGAUCACAGUGAUGAAUUGGUAACUGAAUGCAGACUGCGAGAACAAACUUGCGGUAUAGAUCAAUUCAGAUGUAAUAAUGGUAAUUGUAUACCAAAAAAAUGGAGAUGUGAUCAGGAAAAUGAUUGCAGUGAUGGAUCCGAUGAGGAUGGUGAUUUUUGCAAUAAAACUUGUACAGAUCAUGAGUUUUUAUGUAAGAAAGACAAUCACUGCAUUCCUAAAAAUUGGUUAUGCGAUCAUGAACCUGAUUGUUUGGAUGCUAGCGACGAAGCUAAUUGUGAAUCGAAAUCCUGUUCGCCAGAUGAGUUUGCGUGUAAAUCGGGUGAAGGCGAAUGCAUUCCACUUGCAUGGAUGUGUGACCAGAGUAAAGAUUGUUCAGAUGGAUCCGAUGAAGCGACUUGCAAUGAAACAUGCCGAACAGAUGAAUUCACAUGCGGAAAUGGACGUUGCAUUCAAAAACGCUGGAUGUGCGAUCGUGAUGAUGAUUGUGGAGAUGGCAGUGAUGAAAAGAAUUGUCCACCGGUUCAAUGCAAUUCUAAAACUGAUUAUACAUGUGCGGAUGGGUCAUGCAUAUCAAAAAGAUGGCAUUGUGAUGGGGAUUAUGAUUGUCAUGAUGGUUCAGAUGAAAUGGGCUGCCUGAAUGUCACACAUAUUAUCUCUACCCCGUGUUUACACAACGAGUUCCAGUGCAAGGAUCGUAUUACUUGCUUGCAUCGUAGCUGGGUAUGUGACGGUGAACGAGACUGUCCAGAUGGGGACGAUGAAAUUCAAUCGAAUUGCUCAAACGUCACAUGUCGUGGGGACCAAUUUCAGUGUGCAGAUCGAAGCUGCAUUCCCGGGCAUUUGAUGUGCAACGGUGAAGCAGACUGUCCGGAUAAAAGUGACGAAUUGAACUGUGGCACCGGCAAACUUAAUCAAACCGAAUGCUCUAAAACAAGCCAGUUCGAUUGUGGAGGCGGAAUGUGUAUUCCACUUUCACAAGUGUGUGACAUGAGAAAGGAUUGUCCCGAUGGUGAGGACGAACCAGCAGGAAAGUGUGGCAUCAACGAGUGCAGUACGGACAAUGGCGGAUGUGCACAUAAAUGUGUUGAUACACCUGUUAGUCACAGAUGCGAAUGCCGUGAAGGGUACAAACUAAAGGAUGAUAAAUUGUGUGAGGACAUUAAUGAAUGCGAUAACCCAGGUGCAUGUUCACACAUCUGUAUCAAUGAGAUUGGUGGUUUCAAAUGUGAAUGUGAACCAGGUUAUAUGAGAGACCCCAGAAACCACACCCGUUGUAAAGCAACCGAAGGACAUGCGUCAUUACUAUUUGCAAGACGUCAUGAUAUCCGAAAAAUUGCUCUUGAUCACAUGGAAAUGACAUCUAUUGUGAAUGACACCAAAUCGGCGACAGCAUUGGACUUUGUCUUCCGCACCGGAAUGAUAUUCUGGAGCGAUGUAACCACUCAGAGGAUAUACAAGGCGCCAAUCGAUGAGGGUAAUGACAAGACUGUGGUCCUCAAUGAUCAUUCAGUAACAGCUGAUGGCUUGGCCGUUGAUUGGAUUUAUAAUCAUAUAUAUUUUACUGACACAUACAAGUGUACCAUUGAGUUGACAAAUUUCGAUGGCAACAUGGGUAUGGUUCUUAUUAAGGACCAACUCGAGAUACCACGUGCCAUUGCAUUGGAUCCAAUUGAUGGAUGGAUGUAUUGGACAGAUUGGGGAAAGAAUCCACGCAUCGAACGUUCCGGCAUGGAUGGUUCUCAUCGCAAAACUAUUGUCAGUUACGAUGUGAAGUGGCCAAAUGGUCUCACACUGGAUUUGGUACGAAAGAGGAUCUACUGGGUGGAUGCCAAGUUGAAUGUUAUUUCGUCAGCCAACUACGAUGGAACACAACGCCGCCAGAUUCUGUAUUCAGCUGAGUAUUUGAGACAUCCAUUUUCGAUAACAACAUUUGAAGACUGGGUUUACUGGACCGAUUGGGAUAAACAGACUGUUUUCAAAGCGAACAAAUUCAAUGGGCACGAUGUGGAGGCGAUUACCGCACUUCAUAUGCUACAACACCCGAUGACUGUUCAUGUUUACCAUCCUUACCGACAGCCUGACGGCAUUAAUCACUGUCAGUCGGUAAAUGGGCAUUGUUCGCAUUUAUGCCUACCAGCGCCACGGAUAAAUGAUCGCAGUCCGCGCAUAUCCUGUGCCUGUCCGACGGGCCUUAAAUUAAUGGACGAUAGACUGAUGUGUGUCGAAGACCUCAAAAACACAACAAUACCACCAAAGAAGACUUCAACAACAAACCUACCUCAUGUAUCUACAAAACGCCCGCUGACGUUUAAAACAAAUAAUGGCACCUCGAAUGAGAGUGAAUCAGGCAGCAACGUUGGAACAAGGCCUAUCAGUAAUACAACACAGUCGGAUGGAUCCAGUUCUUCCUCACAAUCAACAGAUUCUGGAUAUGUUGCACUGAUUGUGAUUGCUUCUUUACUUGCCGCCAGUCUUGUUAUAGGAGCGCUCCUCUAUGUUGGAUACCGCCACUGUAGUAGAAGAGCGGUAACUUCAAUGAACUUUGAAAAUCCAGUGUACAGAAAAACCACCGAAGAUCAAUUCAGCUUAGAGAAAAACAUGCCAGCACGAAUGUUCCCUAAUACAGUGGACGAAGAGUGCAAGGAACCACUCUACAAGUUAGGAACAGAAUGUGUAUAAGAAAUGAUACCAAAAUUCACCAUAAACCAACAGCAACACUAAACAACAACAAAAACAAACAAAAAACUCGUAUUAUGCCAACACAACAGCAGCAUAAUAAAAAUCGUUACAGAUUCAAAGUCAAACAGAAACAACUUAAUUUAUUGAUAUUGGAUUGAGAACUUGAAACAUAACUAAUAAGAAAUUGAACAAAAAUUAUUAUGAGAAAUUAUAUAAAAAAAAAAAUUAAAAUAGUUUAAGACUUAUUUUUUUCAGCUGAGCUGAGACAAAAAGCUUAUUGGUACUGACACAAAUUAAUUUAUUUCUUUUGGGCAUACAAAAAAAUUAGAUUGUAAUUAAUUUGGCUUGUAACAUUUUUUUUUUCUUCAGUAUAUAAGUACAUUUGUAUAUACUUUAAAUCACAUUAAAUGAACAAAAUUAUUUUCAUUAAAUUUAAAAUAAAAAACAAAAUCGAUAAAAAAGAAAAUUUUUUUUUAUAUACAACAUUAUUAAACAAGGUAAACCGUAACUAUCCAUAGUUAUUUCACUUUUUUUCCCUGAAACCGUCUUUUUUUGUUGUCCCUUACAGUUUUCAGUUGACAACUUUUCCUUUUUUAAAUAUUAUUAAAUAUUUUUAGAUUUGAAGAAUUUGAUAUGUUUUAAAAUCACAUCCAUCAUUAAUUUUUAUCUGAACAGCAAUCGAUUUGUAAUACACACUUAACAAAUUGUCUUUAUUCUGAUUGUCAAGAAUUCAAUUUAAAUCCAAAGUCACUUUUUGUUCAAACUACUUACUCAAAGAGAUGAUUCCUUUGUUUUAAUUUUUCUUUAAAUAACUAAGUGUGAUUCUAAAAAUAAAUAAAAAUAUGAUUAUCUUAUUUCGUCGAUAAAAAAAUUCCAGCUAUGCUUGAGUGAGUAAUUUUAUAUUUGGGCCAAGGGUUUUAAUUUUGCAUCAACUCUUAUAAAUAUUUGUUUACACUUUUUUUUAAAGAUUCGAAAUAAUAACAGGAUGAGGGUGCAAAGAGGUAUAAAUUAAGAGUUGAUAUUUUUUUUUCAAAGUAUUUCCAGACAUUAUUUAACGGCUCUCUAAGAUAAUUUUAACUAAGGACAUGUCUGCAAUUUAAUUUAAUGAAUUCUAUAAUAUAAUAUUUUCAAAAAACGAUAAAAGAAAAAGGUUGAGUUGAGAUAAAAACAAAAUCCUAUUAAAUCAAGUUUUGAGUCGCCAUUUUACUUUAAAAAUUGUUGAAAGAAAUUAACUACUGUUAAAUACAUUUUAAAAUGCAAACUCAAUCUCGUUUUUUUUUAUUUAAAUAAGUGUAUUAUUUUUUUAAAACAAUCAGUUAAAACAAUUUCUAGCUUCGUGAUAAGGACCAGUUAAAAAUAAAGUAAAUAAACAAAACAAUCUAUAUCUGCAAAACAAUCGUUUUUGAUUUGCUAGUAACAUUAUAAAAUAAAAAGUAUAGUUAUUUAAAAGGAGAAAGCAAGGUGUGACAGUCUAUAUUUUGAAAAAUGGAACUUUUGUCGGUUACAUAUGUAGCAAAUUCAUGACAAAAGUUUUAUUUUAAUGAUUUCAUUGCUCUACAAUUCGAAGAGGAAUAAAGAACACCCUGGUUCAUUCAUAGCUUAUCGAGGCACAAUGAUACUAACAUUCAAAACCUUCCCGGGGGUUUUUAUUGGUAUCGGCAAACAUUUUCUAGGAGAUUUUAGAAUUUAGAACUUCAAAGAAUUGUUUGUUCCUCAAAAUUAAAAGAAGAUGCACUGUUGCACAAAAAGUCGGGGGAUAGAUUUUGUAUUAUGUAAAUGAACAAUACUUUUUCGUAUGUGCUAACGGUCUGCUUUUAAUAACUUGAAAAACGAAAGAAUUUGUCGCACAUUUUCUCUUAGUGAUAAAAAACGAAUGAUCGCUUUUGUUUUUCAUAGAAUGUGUCCCACAUUCACGAUUCACGAUAAGGCUCAUUCUGUAUAUUCUUCCUUGAAAAUGAUAAGUUGUAUCAGCUUUAGAUCCAAAAUAAAUGGAGUUUUAGUAAAAAAGUUAUUGAUGUUUGCUUAAAUAAAAAUAAAGGUAUGGAUUUAAAAACGAGUUCAAUUGCUCAGAAUUAAUUUCUAUAGACUUCGUUGCCGUUCCAUUGUACGUGAUCCCAUUUAUCCUUUUGAGAUUUUCUUCCAGAACAGGAGUUUGAAGAACAUCGCCAGUUCAGGAUGCGUUAAGUCAAGAUCAUUUUAGUACCUAGGCCUUGUUUUCUGGCGGUCUCUAACAUACGAACAUUAUAAGUGAAUGAAUAUUUUUAGCAAAAGUUUGUAUGUAUUUAAAAAAAAAAAUUAAUUUUUUGUCGGCCCUUGGUCCAAAUGUGUUUCACACAGGUAAUAUUGGUGAAGAAUCACUAAUACAAACUAUUGAAUGCUUAUGAAUCCUGAUAUAUAUCAUACUAAAGCCGGUUUUUAAGCUUAAUUUAAAACAAAAAUUAAAGACAAAUCAUCCCCUCAACAAAUGUAUAAUUUUAAUGAUAGAAAAAUUGAUAUUCAUAAAAAGUGAAACUGUUUUUAUUUCUGUAAAACUGGUGAAAAAAUACCUGAAACAUCGAUGAAUCGGUAUUGGCGAUCAAUAUAAAUAUUACAUCUUUUUUGACAAACUGUGGAUACCUACUGUGAUAACUCCAUAUUAUUGUAUUAGCAGUCUUAUUAAAAACAUUGCCAAAUAAAUCUAAUUUACUUAAUAGUUGGUGCUACAGCAAAUUAAAAAAAUCCAAAAGAAAAAUGAAUUGCCCCGCAUGCGAAUAAAUCAAAAAUCUUAAUACCAAGUUGUCUAUCAAGUGAAAUGUAAUAUUAUUAAUUUAUCAAUCCAUUACAUACUCUAAUAUGAACUUUGGAAAAUUAACUGUAACCCACUUUUCACUUCAUCUUCCGUGGUGACACUAAGACCUUGUACGGAAAGCAAUGUCACUAUAGGAAUUUGCUUUAGUUUUGCUAAUGGGGUCAAAUAUUUAUCUAUUUUCUCAAAACUUUUUUUUUGAAACUACAGAAAAGUGAUCUGGCGUGAGAUCAGAGAUUAGGCAACGUACAAUCAGGAAAAUUACUCUAACCAAAAAGAUUAAAAAAGCAAACGCGAAAAUAUUGUCAUAAUUAACUCAACUUUUUUAAAUGACGUCGUUAAGUACAUAGACCGAUUUGGUGCCAUAUCUCGAGAGCAAUUAUAAAAAAUGCAGUUAAACAAGUAUAAUAUUGUGCAGUUACUUGUGAUGUGAUAUCAUUUGAGGAAUACAACUGUUUUUACAUCUUCGAAUAAACUUUUGAAAUCUCAUACUCAUUUCUUUUACACUCUUUAAAAAAUGGUAAACAAUUCUUAUUUUGAAUUAAUUUUAACGCCACCAUAUCCUUAUGCAGUCAAAAUCGUUUAUAACGAAAUCAAUUAUAAUGAAAUAUCGGUUACUGCGAACUUAUCUUUAAGUUCUCGCAAAGUUUACAUACAAAAUAAACUAAUCAAAUCCGCCAAUGACAAAUAAAUUGGUUCUGACGAACAGUUUCGAAUUAGAAAUUUGUUUUUGAGAGCUACUCGAACAGUCAUUUUUAAUUCAUGUCGGCAGGUUGAAAACGUAGUUGAAAAUGAGUGCAAAACGUAUAGUUUUUCUAUUGAAAAAGCUGUACCAAAUUAUUUCAAGGCUCGAAAAAAGGUGAAUCAAAUUAAAGUUGAGGACUAAUUUUUUUUUUGUAUCGGUCCACUUCCGAAGAUCGAGAUAAGAUUAUGAAGAAUACUGAAGAAUCAAAAUUAAAAGUUUGGUGUAGUAACAUCUCGACAGCUGGUUAAGCCCAAAGGAAUUUGAAUACUGCAUUAAAUACAAAAAUGUGUAUAUCAGCAGAUUGAUUUCGCUUAAAUAACUUAUUGACUUGUUGCUUCUAGUUGCUUGUAUCUAUUUAUUCAAUAUAAUUAUUUUUAUGAGUUAAAACACAUAUUGCAAUAAUCACUCUUUCUUCAAAAAUGGGAAAAUAAAUAUUUCCUUUGAUUUCAAAAUAUUAUUAAAAACAAAAGUCAUUCUUUUGAAAAAAUAAUGACAAGAAUGUUAAUCGGUAAUAUUUGAUCCAAGAAUAUCAAUCUUUUUAGACACCCACUUUUAAAAAAAAAUACAACGCCCGUCUUUAUUUAAGUGUAAAGCAAAUUCCCACAACUCAACGUUAAUUCCACUUUCCGCCACACCUUAACUUACUUGAUUCAUUUCCGUUAUGCUCCGUUAUCCUCCCAUAGCUCUCUUCUUUUGUCACGUUCUGUUGUUAACACACUGGAAAAGGAAACCCUCUCGUGUGUAAUAAAUUUGAAUUGUUCCCAAUAGGCAUUUCAAAAUUAUCGUGAACCAAGCUAUUUCCAUUAAAUUUUUUACCCGAUUAUGAUUUCGUUUGAUAUUUGGAUAAUUUGAAAUAACGAACUCCUACACUUUGCAAUUGCUUCCAACACAAAAAAAAACAAAAAUUCAA